AUGAUUACAAAUUCAACAUUGAUUACCCGUGGUGAUGAGUUGUAUUAUUAUGCUGAUAGUUUUCCACUACCAUAUGAAGAUGAAGAAUGGAAUAUGGACUCCAGUAAUCGAACGUAUUAUGAUGAGUACAUCUUCAACGGUAAUCAAACAUCAAAUUUAACGACGAUGACUACCGAUGUUUUUUCUUACACAUCUUUAUUUUCGUUUUCCAGUCCAUUUUCUUAUAUACUUUUAAUUCUAAUCGUCUAUUCGAUCUUAACAUUGGUAUUAUUAUCGUUAAGUUUAUACAAACAAAGACGAACUGAAAUCGAAAAUUUCUAUUUCGGAGAUACGGAAGAAGAAAUCGAACGUGCGAAACGAUCCCUAUUGUGGAAACAAGCAUUAAUUAACAAGAUUAGUAAAGGUGAUAUGGAGCCUUUAUUAGCAGCAAAUCCAGAUGAUAUGGAUUUCGAAUCUAAAGCAACAACAACAACAACAACAUUUCCAUUGCAUAUUGUGUGA
Molecule: messenger RNA, 501 nt
Organism: Adineta ricciae
Lineage: Eukaryota; Metazoa; Rotifera; Eurotatoria; Adinetida; Adinetidae
Source: the annotation of a GenBank genome assembly